Haliotis rubra (blacklip abalone) is the source of this 2976-nucleotide messenger RNA. Its product is annotated as serine-aspartate repeat-containing protein I-like. NCBI's taxonomy places the organism in Eukaryota, Metazoa, Mollusca, Gastropoda, Lepetellida, Haliotidae. The record is from RefSeq and is a predicted model, not a curated record. The transcript has 2 exons. Bases 1 to 2976 code for a protein of 991 amino acids.
AUGCUGCAGCCCUCGACACAUAUCGGAGCUGGCGACACAAGGACCGAUGGUGGUGAUGUUUACAAAGGUGAUGCGGUGAAUGAUGUGGCGAUGUCUCUACUCCGCAAUGUGUGUGACGCAGAAGUCGUCACGGAGCAGCAGGUUGGUAAAGAUGCGACAGAAGGUCUUGGUUCUUUGGCAGAUAAAACUAUGCCCACAGACAACAUGAGCGAAAAUGAACGAGAGGGCUCUGACGCCAUUACAUCGUCUUCAUCAAUAGCUGGUAGUGCCUCUUCUGACACAAUGCCUGAAUCUACAGCUGAUAACGAAUUCUCGGUCACAAUUCCACCCGAAUCAACAGCUGAAAGUGAAUACCCCGACACAACACCACCCGAAUCUACAGCUGAAAGUGAAUUCCAGGACACAAUACCACCCGAAUCUACAGCUGAAAGUGAAUUCUCGGACACAAUACCACCAGAAUCUGCAGCUGAAUGUGAAUUCCCAGACACAAUACCACCCGAAUCUACAGCUGAAAGUGAAUUCCCGAACACAAUACCACCCGAAUCUGUAGCUGAAAGCGAAUUCCCGGACACAUUACCACCCGAAUCUACAGCUGAAAGUGUACCGUCGAAGUGUGUCUCUACAGCUGACUGUGAGGCCUCUGACAUAGUGACAUUGAUUUCAUCAGUAGUUGGUACUGCCGUUUCUGACACAAUGCCCGACUCUACAGCUGAAAUGGAAUCGUCAAUACUUGGCACUGCAGCUGAUAGUGAAUUAUCUUACACGGUGUCUGAAUCCACAGCGGAAGCUGAAUUAUCUUACACAGUGUCUGACUCUGCAGCAGAAGGUGAAUCCUCUGACACCAUACCACCCGGCUCUACAGCUGAAAGAGAAUCGUCAAUGCCUGCCUAUACAGCUACACCUGAAGGUGAAUUAUCUUAUGCAGUGUUUGAAUCUUCAACUGAAAGUGAAUCUUCUGACUCUAUUGCAGUAUCUAGUGGUGAAACUGAAUCCCGAGAGUCUGUCGCUACAGAUGAAAGUGAAUUAUCUGACACAGUUUCUGAAGGUACAGCUAAAAGGGAAUCUGACACAGUGCCUCUCUCAAUAUUUGAACGUGAAUCAUCUUCUUACACAAUUCCUGAUUCUACGGGUGAAAGUGAACCCUCUUACACAACGUUUAUAACUACGACAGAGGGCGAGGCAUCCGACAAAGCUAUUUCUUUAGCUGAAGGUGGGCCCUCAGACAUGAAGCCGAUCUCCGUAGCUGAAGUCUUCUCUGAAGUUGAAAGUCAGCCCCCUCACAAAAUGACUGUCGCGCUAGUUGACGAUAUAACACAAUUCGACCAGGCUAAUCCACCAGUAUUAUAUCUUGAAUGCAUUGAAGCUCUGGACGCUACGUCCUCAACCGACAGUGGAACUGUCGCUGUUAUGUUCGGGAGAGAUGUCGACCCUGCUGGUUCAAUCAGCCAGGAAGAUUCGUAUGAAUCUGAGAGAGACUCAGAAUGGCCAGAAGCCACGCUAUCCGUCUCUGACAAAUACUACAGCGGUGACGAUGUAGUGUCUUGCCCUCAACAAUCUCCCAGUCCGCUAGAAGCUUCUGAUGGCAUCCUCCGGCUCUCAUACUCCUCACCCUGCGUCCUGGUGACAAGCCGGUACAGAGCACCACCCCCUGAUGGCGCUGAACCAUCUUGUCCCGUGGACCAGGGGUUGGAAGAGGAGAGUAAUUCCAGUUCAUCUUCGUCCGAGGCUUUGAUCUGCAGACCAAGUGGGGAUGCCAGUGAAUUGUAUGCUUCUGAUGUGUCUUUCGUGUACGAUGACGAAGACGAUGACGAGUAUGAUGAAUCUGAUGGUGAUGUCGAAGCUGAUGAUGUUCAUUACGACGCUGGUGACGGUUUAGAAAAUAGUGUCGACGCUGACGACAAUGCCUGUGUUGGGGGUAAUGCUGUUAUAUGGGAUAACGUUAACGGGAAAGGGAAUUCUAUUUCUGAAGAUGUGGAUCCUUGUGACCUCGAAUCAGGUGUUGCUGAGGUUGAUGCUGAUGCUAAUUCUGCUUAUGUUUGUGAUGAUGUUGAAGUCGACAACUAUGAUAACGUUGAUAAUGCCGUUGAUGCUGCUGGUGGUGUGGAUUUUCACGUCAAUUUUGAAGCUGACUUUGAUGCCGAUGCUAUCACUAACGUCAAAGCUUACGUUAAGUUUGGCGUCAGUGCUGAUGCUGUUUCCGGUGUCGAUGCUGUAGCUUAUUCUGUCGAUGCAGGAGUUGGCUCUAAUGUUCGUGUCGAUGUAGAUGCUGAUAUCGAUGACAGCAUUGAUUCGGACGCUGAAGUUAAAGUUUGUGUUGCUCUUCACGUCGAAUUGGAUGCUGACCCUGAUCCUCACUCUGACGUCGAAGAUGAUGGCGACGUUGACGUUGGUCUUGCUGCUGACGUCGGUGCUGAUGACAGUGAUACUGAGGUUGAAGCUGGUCCAGUUGAUGCUGAUCCCGAUAUUGAUGCUGUAUCUGACACCAAUAUUGAGUACAGCGUUCCUACCGACGGGGAUGAUGGAGUGUCCAGUACUGGCGAUAUGGAUGGGAGGUACAAUUACAGACAACAACAGCAACAGCAGCACCAGCAGCAGCAACAGCCUGUUAUCAUCACCAACAUAGACGGCCCCGCAGUCACGAGCAGCGUCUCCGUUGCAACUACCUCUUCCACCACAGGAGGCUCCAGGGCUAGGGGAAACGCACACUUCCUUCUGGACAAGAGUUACACGGAUUCGGAUCUGGACAUCAGUGUAAUUAACUUGGACAAUGAACCUCCAAAUCCAGAUCCUUUCGCUCACAUAGAUACGAUCACAGAUAAUCCACCGUCGGAAAGUAGUAGCACCGAUACGCUACAGUUUUCGUCUCUGAUCUCAGAGAGCGACUUUGAGGUUCCUUGUCAGACUCGUCCGGAUACUUCCAACAGUACAGCAUCGCAAAUAUCACCUGGUCUUAGAGAAGGCUGUUAUGUUUCCUGA